Effrenium voratum is the source of this 2222-nucleotide messenger RNA. The record is from the annotation of a GenBank genome assembly. Lineage: Eukaryota; Dinophyceae; Suessiales; Symbiodiniaceae.
GGCACAACCACAAAGGCACUCACCAGCGCGCCAUGGCGCCCUGAGAAGAAGAAACCGCGAUGCGCAGCUUUUUUUGGGCGCUGGGUCUAGGCGUGCUCCAGCCAGCACUCGGCCAAGACUCUUCAGAGGUGCUGUCCCCGGGGCGAGACUUCCACGUGACCGUGGGGAUCGGCCAGGCCAAGCUUCUCCGCUUCAGCUGCCUGGGGGGGCCCGCGGAUGUGGUGGUGACCAUGAGCAGCUACGAGCAGCACGCGGAUCCCCUGCUCUUCAUCUCCACCGAUCCGAAUCGGGCGCCGUCCUUCGAUGGCCAUGACUCCUCCACCUUCUCGCACUGGCUGGAGGACCGGGGCGGGCUGCACUAUGCGACCGCCAAGGGGGUGGGUCCGCAGGGCGGGAUCCUGGGGCUGCUGAACGUUCGGAAGUUCGCCUCCGAGGAGCUGAACGCGAAGCUCUCGCUGCGCUGCUCCUACAUCGUGGCCUUUGACACCCUGUUCUGGGACCACCUCCGCAGCAGCGCCAUCUGCCCCACGCUGGCAAUUGGCGGCCAGGAGAAGGCGUGCUCCGGGAUGGGGACCUGCAGUUCUCAGGGCGAGUGCCUCUGCGACAGUUUCCACGCGGGGCCUGCAUGCGAGCACAGCAAGCGGGAGGUGCUCCACAAUGACAAGUUCAACUUCCAGGUGGCGAUGGGGCGCUACCAGUACUUCCGGGUGCACAUCCCGCCUCGCUUCCCGGGGGGAUACCUGCAGGUGCGUGUGCAGUCCGAUGGGCCUUUGAUCCUGCUGGUGAGAUACGACGAUCUGCCGACCAAGUCUGCGUACGAUUCCAGCAACUUCGACGAUUGGAUCAACCGUAGAAAUAUCACGACGCUGACCUUCAAGGUGGACCCUCUGGGACCGCCGUCACGGCCACGUGCAGGGGUCCCAGCCUUCGACGGGCCCGAGUCCUUCGGCCUGGCCGGGCGCCCGCCCGCCUACGGGGACGGCAUGGAGGAGCAAGUCGGGCUGGGCCCCCGGCGCCUGCAGGCGGCCAACGCGAGCCGGCGCCUGAACGCGGCCUCCUGCCCCGCGCUCGGCCCCAAGUUCACGCACCCCGCCUGUUUCCGGCCCUCCUUCCUGCACUGCGAGGACAAGUGCGUGCGAUGCCUCAGCUGCGUGAAGGGCGAGGACAAAGCGCCCUGCAGUCACGACUGCCAAGCUUGCCUGCAGCCAAAGUGCAGCCAGGCGCUGGCGGCCUGUGCCGGCGAUCUUAGCUGCUCGGGCCCAGAGGCGCAACAGUGCGAGGUGAGCUGCGGGAGUUGCAUGGAUUGCAUGACGAGCAACGAUGGGCGCUGCGGGCUUUGCAACUGCUGCACCAACUGCCUUGCCCUGGCGGCGAAGUGCAUGCAAGACGGCCGCACGGAGACGCGAUACCUCUUCGUGGGGAUACUGCACCACAGGCGGCAUGGGGCGAGGCCGAUCUCCGGCUCGGCGGACUUGAUGCUGGUGGAGGACCAGGCCGUGCCCGACGCGGCGAGGAGCUGGACAGCAGACCUCUACAAUCCCUUCCAGGAUCUGCGGAAUGUGGAGAUCACGCACACGCAGGAGUACCCCGGCGGGAAGCAGUUUAUGUACUCCAUGGAGAUCCGGCAAGAGGCCGUGGCGCACAUGCAGGUGCGGGUCUUCCGGGACCGCAUGACGCUGAUCCAUCUGGAGAACGUCCAUGGCCUGGAGGAGAUGGAGAUGAGCUUCCUGCAGGAGCCGGAGAUCUCCCAUAUCCUCACCUCCUCGAAAGCGGCGCCCAAGACGCUCUUCGAUUUUGACGCCGUGCUCACACAGGUGGACGGCAAGGUGCAUAUCCGCGCCCAGCAGCAGCAAGACGUUUGGUGCGCCAUCUUCGGGCGUCGGGACGGCUACGCCCAGAUCACCGUGAAAGCGGCGGGGGCGCCGGCACCGGACCGCCUUCCAGCCAUCGGCGUGCUGCUGCUCCUGGUGAUGUGCUGCGCCGCCUGCGGCGGCAAGGCGUGGCCUUGGAGCGUGGGCAAGGCAGGACCUGUCCAUGAAGGCACCACUGUGCCGCUGACGGAUCCGGCCCAGGGCUACUCCGGCUCGGACGUGAUCGACCGCACCGUGGAGGAUCAGUACCUGCACCGUGGUGGCCUGGGAGAUGAGGGGCUCUAGACUCCGCACGGGUCUGUGUCAAGACCGGGUAAUGGGAUGGGUCCCUCCUUCUGGUGCUCUUGCACC